Molecule: messenger RNA, 1964 nt
Organism: Liolophura sinensis
Lineage: Eukaryota; Metazoa; Mollusca; Polyplacophora; Chitonida; Chitonidae
Product: protein PERCC1-like
Exons: 2
Coding region: 381-1277 (298 amino acids)
Source: RefSeq, a predicted model, not a curated record
UUUUGCAACCUCAAUGUACCCAAAUGGACUGCGUUAGUUUAGACGAUUAGAACUUGUCAUCGCCCACUGCGAAGCGCAGCUUGUAGUGGAUGCUACAAACAUGUAUGGCUGCAGAGUUUAUGAUUGUCCAAACCAGUCAGCGUGACAGUCCGCUCAGAGUGGACAAGUGCCCACAGAUACAGCCGGGGAACUGUGGGCGGAGGACGAACUUACGUCACCCACACAUCUAGUAGAGGCCCUGCACACUGACUGUUCUAUUAUACUAUAUAUAUAUGUCUGCUGAUCUCCGGUGAUAGAUUGAUGAAUUCGUGGACUGAAUACUACAUGGGAGUGGAAAAGUGUUGAUUCAGCAUUCGUGAACGCGUCAAGACUCGGACGCCAUGCACGACACCGAGACUAUGGCGCUAAUGCCACGUGACCGCCUCUCCCCGCUCCUGAUGCCUCAUCACGUGACCAGCAUCCCGUACGGACUGGUUCAGAGGAAGCAGUAUGACGGUCACACCAAACACCCGAUGACUGAAGUAUUUUCGGUGAGUUUUGACGACGAUGACGAUUUCAGCGACCACGAUUCGCAUUACUCCGAAGACGAAAUCGACACCAUGCCCCUACCAAUCUGUCACGUGACUCAGCUUACAUCACCAGACGACCAAGACGUCACACAAAGGCUGCUUAACUUUGUAGACAUGGCAAAUAGUGAUAUUCAGAAGUUCUUUGGACGCAGGAAAGGUGAAGAGGAUUCUUGUGAUAUUUACGAAGAGAAGUGGACUUCCGGUAAAUCUGGACGGGAAUUAUAUUACGCUGAUCUGCUGAAGAUUGCUCAAGGCGGAGACACGGACAGGCCCAGAAAAUCUGGCAAAAGUUCCACAGGACAGGCGUCAGGGGAAAAGGAGGCUUUCUCCGGUCACAUGGACAGACAUGCGGGUUUAGGGCCUCUCGGAGAACUGUUUGAAUACGGACUUCGUAAUGUACACUUAGAAAGCAGUACUAAAAAUGGACGAAACAGUGCCAAGCGGUUGAAAACUGACCAGAGCAAGAAUAAUAAUUCUUUGCCAAUGGCGCAUCGAAAAUUGCCAGAAAGUUUCUGGAAAGAGCCAAAGACAAAUUUUGCUGUUGGUCCGACGACACAGGUCAGCAUGGCUGGGUCUCUGCAGGCGAACAAAGCCCCUGACUUUAGCGAUCUUCUACACCACUGGACAGGGGGCGUCAGUGAGACAGGAGAGUUCCACGCUGAACUCUCUUCCAGUGAAAUGAGCAUGACUUCCACAGAUUCCACAUGAAAUGUUAUAUACGUCAUUAGCAUAAUUUCUAACGUUUCUGAUUCACUGUCAGUUUGCUUGUAGGAACGAUCCUUUCGUGAUAAACGCAGACGUGAUGAUGGUGCCAUUGUUUGGAAUGUUUGUCUCGCUGCUAUAUGCACCAAGAAACCCUAAAACAUUCGUCUACGAAUUGAUGGAGCCAGCUUUGACUAAACUGCCAUGAAACCCUGUAAAUUCGUAACGGUACAAGGUGACUUACAUAAAGGUGGGGUAAAAUAGCGUACAGAGACCAUAGCUUCUUUAUGCCUAGAAAACUACAUUUUUUGUUAAAUCAGUGUAUUCAGCUCUCCGGCAGGCUGCAUUUUUACCCCAGCGCACACUUUAUUCUGUUUACUAUGAUUUGUAAUUUCAUAAAAGACAUGGAAAUAGGUGCAAUACAUUGUUGUUCAAGGGUAACUCUGUUAUUUACAGUACAACAGUACAGGAUAUUUCCCCAAUCGCCUGGCAGAAAUCAUUGUCGUAAUCUGUAGCUUAAUCUUAAUCCACUUACGCCUGUAUAAGAAGGUAAACCCAGGGCAAUCCCCAACUGUUGUCGAACGCAGGCACAUACCCACUCAUUGUUAGUGUUUACAUUCAUAUCCAGGGUACAAGAUGACUAAUUUAUGUGUUCGCAUUAUAAAAGACCUAAUAAAUGACUAUGGAGCUCUA